AUGGGAACAACUUCAGAAUACCCGGCACUCGUUGGAACACUUAAAAGAACGAGGUAAAAACACGAUACUGUCUUUUAUUAUUCAGCGAGAUGCAAAUACAUUUAAGUGGCCGGUAUGUGUCUAUACCAUAUGCUUUCUCACCUGCCAGAAUAACUCCACAUUACCCUUAACAUAUUCUGCAUCAAAGGUAAAGCAUUCAUAUCUCUAGUUGCAUGGUCACCUUCAUGAUUAAUCAGCCUUGCCUGAAUCACAUUUUGUCUGAAUUUUGACAUCAUGUCUUCCCUCGUUGAGAGAUCUAAAUGAGAACUUUGCAAGCAAGUUGAAAUGUCCCCCAUUUCUAAGGUCUUUGUGAGGUAAAGUGUUUGAUUUUCCGGCUCCAAAGUACGACUUUGAGGAUGAUAAACAUAAGGCUUGGUAUUUGCGGAAACACAAUAAUCCUUCUUGCCGAGAAAAUAUGGUAAAAGACGAGUUAGUUUUGCACGCAUUCGAACGGCAGCCAUCUUGAAUUGUUCCAGAUGGGAGACUGGGUCCGCGUUCCCAGUCUCCUUGUUCUUUCUGGGUUUUGUUGUCUUGGAAACAAGCAAUAUUUCUUCUCAUCCACAACUGAUCUUCGCCAUUUUGAAUUCACUUCCCAUCAGAGUAACAGUUGUAAUCAGAGCUAGAAGAUUGAUAAAUAUGGUAAGUAUAAAAUACUAUUAACCAUCAUAAGGCUGUUUUCAUUCAUUAUGCAUCUGAGAGUCGCCUCGUCUUAUCCCCAGAAUCUUUGUGACUUUAACUUUAAUCAAAUUUGUGUGAUUUCUCCAUAGCCAAACAGCACUGUCGGGUCGGUAGAAUCUACCGGGUCAAACGCAUCUAGGAAGUCUUGGACGAGACAAUAUCACACAGUCAAUAAGACUUCCACCGUAGUAAGUUCAUGAAGACUAACUUAAAUAUUUAGUAUCGCCCGAAACGCCAAUAUAACUGUUGCUGAUGUUAGUAAGCUACGCUGAAGCACCUAGACAAAUUGAAAAUGCAGUAUUUUUUCUUCCGAAAGGUACUUCAGCGUUUUAUUGUAGUUCCUAGUUUAGAAGAAAUUUUAAACCGGUUACGUUAAGCAUACCUAUUCGGCACUUAAUCUCACAUGACGAAAACUUGUUUUCCGAGCGAUCUGUGGUUGUAGAUUGGAGAAAAAUAAGUCUUUAGAGGAACUUCUUAUAUUAUGUUUUAGCUUUCAAGAGUAAUCUUAAGUUAUCUGUUUACAGGAAAAAUUCGUCAUUUAUUUUCUAUGGCCUAAUGUCUUGACAGUUUAUGACCAUAUCCUUAUGCUUAAUUGGUUCUGCAUUUUAUCCUGCCCUCUAAUAAAAAAUUGGCAAAGAUCAUAGAGAAUUUAAAGCAUUGUUCUUCCUUAGGAUGAAUCACUCUUUGCUUCACCAAAGAAGACAAGACCUGGUGAAGAGGAUGCUUUUGCUACAGCAUUGUCUGAACGGUCAUCGCGUAGACGCACNGUUGUUAUACUAAUGUAGUAUUAAGUAAUAUGUUUAUAUUUUGUGUGUGGUGUAGUGUGGGGGUGGUUUUUUAUAUGUGGGGGUGGGGUUGUUGGGGGGGGGGGGGGGGGGGGGGUACUGCUAUCAAGACCUUGAGAACAUAAAGGGUCUCAGCUUUGAAAACAUUUUUCAGCCUGAUGGGCUUCAGUUUGGCCUGAAAAUAAAAGUGGUGGCUUAGAAAUGCCUGAGACCCCUGGAUCCAACCAUCACUGAUGACUCUAGGGACUCUUUCAUUUCCUGAACUUCGAUAUGGUUCUUAGGAAUUCAACUCCAGGACAUAUGAUAUAGUGAGUUGGAACAAUGCAAUAAAGAUAAAAAAAAACCAAAUUCAUUAUUUAAGCAGUAUUUUUGCCACCGUUGCCAUCGUCGAAUCUUAAUCAUGAUGCACUACUUUGAUUUGAGGAUUUGAGAUCUACUUCCCUUGUCACUCGAGAGCUGACAGCUUCAGUUGUAAGAUUUUUAGCCUUUUUGUAGCCGCACCCUCCCCCUCCCUAAGAGCAACACCAACACCAGUGGCUAUAUGUUUGCUUGAAGAUUUUGUGGUAAUAAUCGUAGUGCUCUUCUUAAAAUUAACUAUGGACUGGUCCAUACUUUCAGGAAAAGGAUCACCAGCAAAAAAGUCUGAUGACCCAGAGACAAUUCAAGUUAUAACCAAGGAUUUAAUCAGAAGAUUAAGGUAAACUUCUGUUUUACAUUUAAAACUCUUAGCCUGGGACCAGGCUCCACAGUGGGGGAAAAAGGCAAAACACAGGGUCAGAUAGGAAACAUAUUGGCGAGCAAAGUGAUUUUUUUUCGCUAACGCCAAUUUUUUCUCCUUUUUCUCACAAUGCUGAGCCUGGUCCCAGGCUAUAUAAUUCUUUAAUUUUGACCCUUUAAGCUCUAAUUAUUUUAUUCAAGGGCAUUUUCUCUGUACCUGUCUAUAUACAUUUCCUACACUACAAAUAGUAGUGCAUAAAAUUCUGCGACUAAUUUGUAUGUUUUUCUCCAAUCUACAACUAUUAUUUUAAUUUGUUGACAGAGUUCCUCAAGAAGAUCCUUCUGGAAGGACUAUUAUUUUAGAGGCCGGUGAAUACCAACGAAUUAAGGUGAGGUUGUUAUAAUGUAGGGCUUCUGAUAUUUUGCAAGACCGCGGCGCCGCAAAAUUCUUGUAAAACUGCGAAAUCCCACUAAAUUCGCCAGAAAUCUUGUCAAAUACAUGUCGAUACAACAUAUUUGAAACUUAUCUUGGCUAUUGGGACUGUUUAAUUGCCGUAAACUUGAAAAAUUAUCUUCAAACUUCAUCACCACAAUGAGCAAACAACAUCCCAGAACUUCAGGCAUAAAUUGUGUUGUGAAAACUGGGCAGUAGUCAUGAUGUUAAAACCUUCUCAUUGGCUCAUUUCUCAAGCAUGCUGUUGUCGAAAUAGCAAAUAAUUAUCUCUGUUAAGAAACAUUGAACAUACUUGUGAAAUCAGCGGAAAAUCAAUUGAUUUCUUACGAAAAUUGCCCUGAAAAUUCCCACUAAAUCAGCCGUUUUUUACUGAUUGUUUUUCACCAAAGGUAGCCUUGAAAAUUCUGUGAACUUUCAGCAAAAUCGGCCGAUUUUUCCGCAAAUCUGUUGUGUUAAUCAGUCUGAUCAAUAAGAGUAUUGUUUGUCAUCCUUGAACUCCUUGACAGGACUUUUUGUGGCAGUUAACUUGGCAUUUCAUCCCUCUUUCCCCCAAAAAAUUAUAUUGCCAGAGGCCUGGUCUCAAUAUCUCUAGUAAGUUUGAAGCUUUUCAUCACAUUGUCUUAGCUUUGCUAGUAGUUUUUGUAUGUGGGCCUCAACGGCAGAUUUCAGGGUGCUUUGAGGGGGUCGCAACCACCCCUUUUCCUUUGAAAUUUUAUAUUAUUUUUUAAUAGAAUUCUCAGAAAAAUGAAAAGUAUUUAUAUAGCUGGCAAGUGAGCAAGUGUCCUGGCCACACCUGAAUUUUCUGGAUCCACCCCUGGGCCUGUGAGCCUGUAUGUCAUUUCUCUCCUGUAGUUUUACAUUAGCCCUAUAAAUAGCUUUCUAAUCUUGUUAAUAAAUAAAUGAAAAUAAAGUUUUGCCUUUCACCAGUCUGCAUCACAUGUUCCCACUCAAGAAGAAAGAGACUGGGCUAGGGAAGAAAUGAAAAGGAGGAAAGAAUAUGAACAAAAUGCCUCAGAGGAAAGGAAAAAUUUUAUGCAGACCAUGGAGCUGAAAAGAAAAGAGAAUGCAAAACCUUCAGAUCUGGAGCAGGUAAAUAACUGUAUAAACUGAAAAAUGGAAAACGUUAAAUUUGUAAAUUAAAGAGCUGAAAGCAGAACUGUCCUCUGUCAAGUCUUAUGUUGAUUUUUUUCUGGCAAGAAUUGCCUCAGUCUUCAUAUGUGACCUCAAUUGAUUCCAAAGGAAAACUUUGCCGUGUAUUUUUUUGCGCCAUUUCUUACUAAUUUUUGUACAAAUUACUUAUGCAAAAAAAGCUUAGGGUCCUUUAGUUUGAAACAGAAACAAAAGAAAUCAGAAAGUUCUUUGUUUUGCAAAAUCAACUAAAAACAUCCUUAGAUUAGAUUCAACUGACAUUUAUUUUUUCAUCAACACACAAUCUAAUAUACAGUGAAACCUUGAUUUAACAAACCUCUAAUAACCAAGUCCUUGAUGUAACAAACAAUUUUCUUUACCCCAAUAAUACUAAAAUAAUUUCAUAUAUGAAAAGGAACCUUAUUCAGAUGUACAACUUUUUUUAGAUUUUUAAUGAUGUUUUAUGUUAACAAACCAAUGGUAGUUGAAGUUUUGAUGAGGGAAUUUUCAUCUGAGUUUUGAUUAUUGUAAAUGGCUAUACUUUUUAGGAAGCAAAGAAACAGAGUGGUACUUUACUGGAAAAGGCGCAAGAACAGAUGGAAGAACAGGAGGAUGAAAUUAAAAAGCUUAAUGAGGUAGCUUCAGUUGUCUUAACAGGGUUAUUAGGCUGAUUUAGCAACAGAACGGGAACGUCAGUUGACGACGGCGCGCACAAAUCAAACAACUGGCUUGACCAAUGGCAGAGUGGCAAAUUGGGCACUGGAAGUCGUGUUUAGACCUUUCCGCGCGCUUUCCCGUUGUCAACUGACAUUCCCGUCCUGUUGCUAAAUCAGCCUAAUCUUUAUCAAGCAUACUUCAAAAAAGCAAAUUAAACUGUCUAAGUGUAUUUAACAAAGCAAGUACUACUGCUUGUGGUUGGACAUUUUAGAUCGUCUUUUCUAUUGAUUUCUAUAUGGGCAUAGACUGUGGUCUUCAUGGUCAAUUUGUUUUUACCAUGAUAACUCUCUUUUGGUAACUACUGAUCACAAGACAGUGUUAAGACUCUUUACAUUUAUAAUUUAAUAACUUUCAGUGCAUUGUCUUUUUCUGUUGCAGCUCAUACUAAAUGCCAAGUGUCAUGCCAUCCGUGAUGCACAGCUUAUAGAAAAGGUUGAGAUCAAGAAAGAACAACUAGAGGAGGAAAAACGACUUGACGAGAUGAUGGAAGUGGAGAGACUUAACGCGCUGAAAGAGUAUGAGGAGAGAGAGAAAGCUGCACACUUUGAAAGACUCAAAGGAGCACAAGUGUUGCAGCAACAGAUUACUGAUAGGGAACAGUCACGAUUGCUGGAUGAAGAGAAAAAAGACCAAGAAACAAAGGUUGGUAUCAUCUAACUGGUUCCUUAAUGUACAAAUUCUCAUUUUUUUUUAAAUUUCUUGCCUUCCUCUCUUUAGCCUUUUUUUGAUUACAAAAUGUUAAUCAUUGUUGUGCAAUUUCCCCUAUUUCUCCCACUUUCCACCCUUUUUGAAUUCCCGCCUCCCAUCCUUUUCUCUUCUGCCUCCCGUACCCCUCUCUACCCCUAUAAAUUUUACCCUGGGUCAUACCCCCCUGUUCUUCCCCACUCAGAAGGUGUUAAUUUGAACCCUCACCCCACCCCAUGAAAAUUCCAGUUUAGCUACAUACUUUCCUGGGAAACUUCCAAUCUCCCCCUCCUCUAAGCCAUCAUUUUGCCCUUAGCGAGAAGUAAGUGUUAAUGUUAGCUUGGGGGAAGGGGUAGGUGGGCAGUUUCCCGGAAACCUAAAUUGAUCCGAAAUUUCUAGUAACCUGUCAUGGGGUGGGUGUGGGUAUUUUCUGGAACCACCCAACAUAGUGAUGCUAGUAUUUCAUGGGGGAAAAUGAAAAAAAAAGAAAUCAUUCUUUAUGAUCUGCUGUGGAAAUUUAAGGUUGCAUACUAGAUUUCUUUUUUUCUUUUAGGUGAUGUUACAAUACCUUGAUAAGCUGCAAAAAGAAGAUAUGGAAAAUUUGGUCAAAAAGCGAGAAAUACAAAGAGCAUUGAUGAAAGAUGUGGCCAAGGCAAACGAGGUGAGCUUUUUAAACACUUCAUAAAUUCCAAUGGUCGUGAAUAUUAUUGUUUGAUCGCCUGAAGAGAGCGCCAACAACAAAGCAUUUCAACACGCCAAUUCUUGAACAACAGGGCUUUCCAACCUCGUUCCCAGGGUCUCUCAUGGGAAGAUGAGAGACCCUGGGAACGAGGUUGAGGGCUUUCCAGUUGUGCAGUUUGAAUGCAAGAUCAUUAAGAAAUAAAUCAACGGCUUUUGUGGAGUUGGUAUGUGAUUUGAAGGCUGAGUUGUUUACGAUAUGCAAGUCCUGGCUCCAUGAUCUCUGUUCUAGUCCAAGUUUAUCAAAUCUAGGGCAGGUAGCGUCAUAAAUGAAUGUAUCAAUAACCAGUGAAGGUUGUUGGAAAAAAUGCUCACAACAAUCCCGAAAGGUAUUGUGGGUGGUUUUGAGGUCACUGUUCUCCAAAGAAAUUUGAAAGAACGGCAUGAGAGUCCAUGGACAUACGUUUGUGAGUGCUAAAGGAAAGCACCAAACGUAAGUUUGACAGCUGCAGUGUCAGGAACGGUGUACUGAUCAUAGCUCAUAUAACCCGCGGGAUUGUUGCGUGCACAUUUUCAUUGACAACCUUUCUCGAAAUAACUGUACGUGUGUUUCUUGGCUCAACUAUGUAAAUAUCAAUUUUUGCUCGUAAAUGGCUCAAAUUUUAGCCCAUUUUAUGGCGUUCUGUUGACCCGAUGGAAACCCUCGGAACGGGGUACUUUGAAGUUAAAAUGAUGGGGACGAUACGAGGAUGCUCCCCCACCGGUCUCAUAAGUGGGACCUUAAGCUGACGUCAAAAAAUGGCAACCGGAAGUAGAUAUUAUAUCUCUUUCACUGCUCUGACUUGACAAAUUCAUACAGCGGGAGUUAAAACAAAUGCAUUCAGAUUCUUUGUGUGUGACAAAAGUGUACCAUCAAGCGAGACAUCGAAUUUCCGGUUACUAUUCAUGCUGUCCCGGACGUAGUGUUCUCGUUGCUUAAGCUCACUAGUAGCCUGCGCCGCACUCUCAGAUGGUAGGCCAGCGCAAAACGAUGCGCUAACUUGAGUACCAGGCCACGUUUCUGGGAUGGGGAAAAUCUCUUCUCCCACUACCCCUAAGGAGGGCUUGAUCAACUUCAGGCUAAUGACGCGCGUGAUCUGGGGAAGAGGGCGACCACCUCAGGACUGAUAGUUUUAAUUGUUAUUUCAUCUCCUAAGCUUCUAUAUCUGCUACUGGUAGUUUAGCUGAGCCUACAAAAUGGAAGAUGAACGCUGGGUACCUUUUAGUAAUUUCUGUUAAAAAAAUUUGUUAUCUUUAAUACCCAGGAAAUCAAAUUUCUGAGAGAACGUAAAACAGAGCAGGAAAAGUUAGAGGAAAUUAAAGUCAUGGAGUUUUUGAAGCAAAAAGCGGUAUGUAAAAACUUUGAAGAUUUGAUUAUUAUCUUCAGAUUAUUUUGCAAGUAAUAACUUCACUAAAAACUUGCAGGAUAGUCACGAACGAAAUUUAACAAAAAAAUUUUUUCGUUACAGGAAAGAGAAGAAGCUUAUCAGCGUGAAGUGGAAGCUGCCAGAAUCGAGAAGGAAAAAGAAAUAGCUCGUCUUCGUGCACAACAAGAAAGAGCAAAAGAUAAGCAAGCCGAAAAGGUAAAUUGGACAAAGAAAACCGCAGCAAAAACGGCACAGAAAAAAAUUCGACAACAACAACAAUGUAUUUAUUUAAAGAAUUAUAAAGUUUAUAAUACUUUAUGAUAAAGUUUACAAUACUUUAUGUCCUGCAAAUAGCUAUAAUGCUAAUCUAGGCAGGAAAAGACUUUAACUAAAGGCGUUAUUAAAUUACAUAAGAAAAAAGAAAAGAAAAGAAAUAAAAUAACAUACAGAAAGAAACGCCUUACAUAUAAAUUCAAGUACAGCGGAUUUUGUUUUUUGAAAAAGACUAAAAUUACAACUGCAGGUAUAUACAACAUAUCAGGUUAACUGAAUUGCCAAGCAUGUCAAGUACUAUAGCUCGAGAAACUAAACCCGCGGAUCGCGGAUAGGGUUUUGUUUCCGACUUCAGCGUUACAGACGUCGACGUAUGAACAAAUACUCGGGACAGUUUCGCCAUCCUUUCCAAGUUCUUUUGACCGCCAUUGUACUUUAAUUAGAGAAACUCUCUGGGCUGCAGAAAGUUCGUUGUGCAUAAUUUUAACAACAACACUCACGAACACACGAUAUACAGGUACACUUUAAUUCAAUUUAGUUGAAUAUCUUAGUAUAAAGAGAAUACUUUCGCUGUUUCUUUCUUUCUGGUGUUAUUUUUACGAGAUCUAAUUUUCGCGAAUCGUUGGAAAAUUUGCGAGAUUUCGUGCUUCCUUCGUUGAACCCAGCCAGAGGAAGAUUUCUAAACGGAAUUAAAAAUAUAAAACAUCUUUUUGAAAAGUCUGGAAUGGAUUUGACUCUUUAGGACGCUUUAAGAGCAAAGCGAAAUCAAGAAGAGGCUGAACGAGAAUGGAGAAGAAAAGAAAAAGAAGAAGCCGAGAAAAAGUGAGCUAUUGUUCUGUUUGUUGGUUAUUUGUGUACGAUUUUCUCAUUUUCUGCCUUUCGAGUUGGGCUUGCAUCUCGGAUUUCUUGUUCCGCGCGAAAAGUUAGCCCGCGCACAAACCUCUUUUGCUUACUUCCCCACAAGCGUGACCUGUUCCAGGCUCCGAAAUAGUCGGGUCCUCUGAAUUUAGAAAGCGUGAACAUGAAAAAAAGGGAGGAAACUGAGGAGAGGAAGGGCGGCGCUUAAGAUGGUCGUAAAAGAAAUGCUUACAGGCUCUCUAUCCCUUCCUUUUUCCCGCCCCGCCAACUUUUCGCGCCUUUCACUUUUGCGACUUCUCCACUAUAUGAGAGCCUGGAACGGGCUUCCACAAGCGAGUCUGCUGACACGCUGCCAUGAUACUUUUUCACUCCUGCCAGGGGGUUUUUCAAGAACAAUGAGCAGCAAUGUUGCAAACAAAUUUAAACUGAAACGCAAGUUCUUACAAUCUUAUUUACGGCUUUGUCAAGAAACCAAAUAAGAUGUCCUCGCGGAACUGCGCGACUAUCACCUUACGCGCACGUUGCGCCGUCUCGCGUUGUCCAUAUCACGCGAUCGACAAGCCUCUCGUAGUGUAUAUGUAAAUUGGGGUUUAAACUUAUUUUUCCUUAAACGAGUUCUUAAAACCAAAGAAUUGUUUUUUUAUAUAUAUUCCUUGACUUAUUUAGCUUUUUAUGCUAAUGCAAUGUUCCCGUUUUUCGCAGGAGAGCGACCGAGGAAAUGUUGCGAAAGGCUCGCGAGGAUCAAGUUAGAAACAAAGAGCAUUUCUUAGCAGUACAGGCUGGAAGAGACCGGGCUGAAUUUGAACGAGUUUUAAUGUAAGUUGGGUUUUUAAACGGGUUACAAAAGACAAAGAAGAGUAAAGAAUGUAAUGACAGUAUACAAGAUAGGAUAAACUUUAUCCUCUUUUGCUGUAUAUUAACUUCAAUUUGCUUAACAACUUCUCCUAGAACUCUAUUCAGAAAACGAACUACGAAGAGGCCAAUAAAGAAUUAAAACGCGCCAGAACGCGAUAAGCGCGCUCGGAAGUAAGAAUAUUAAAGUAAAACGCAUUCUUUUCUGUGCGCGGAUGAUCUUCAGAGCGUGGAAAGGAAAAAAAAUUCUCUUAAAUUGGCAUAUUUGUUAGUUUUGAGUAGCCUGUGAAUAGGCCCUCUGUUUGGGGAAAGGUGGCAAUUUUCAAGGGAGGGUUUUCAGAAACCUUCUUGAUGGGGCGCACGCAUUUCCUUUUGAUAUUGACAAAAUAAUCGUUACGAAACUAUGUGGGACGGUUUGGCGAAUAUGCCAGUUGAUAAAUGUUUAAGAAGUUUUGUAGUGGGUUGAUUGAGGGUGUAUUGAUCAUUAAACAAAUUCUCCUCAUUAGCACAAUAAGAAUUGUAUGAAGAGUGGUUUGUAGAAUCUGAUUGUUAAGGGCUAAGGUUUAAUUUGCUUUUUAAGAGCGCAAGAAGAGCAGAUGUUAAAANUCAAUUUGCUUAACAACUUCUCCUAGAACUCUAUUCAGAAAACGAACUACGAAGAGGCCAAUAAAGAAUUAAAACGCGCCAGAACGCGAUAAGCGCGCUCGGAAGUAAGAAUAUUAAAGUAAAACGCAUUCUUUUCUGUGCGCGGAUGAUCUUCAGAGCGUGGAAAGGAAAAAAAAUUCUCUUAAAUUGGCAUAUUUGUUAGUUUUGAGUAGCCUGUGAAUAGGCCCUCUGUUUGGGGAAAGGUGGCAAUUUUCAAGGGAGGGUUUUCAGAAACCUUCUUGAUGGGGCGCACGCAUUUCCUUUUGAUAUUGACAAAAUAAUCGUUACGAAACUAUGUGGGACGGUUUGGCGAAUAUGCCAGUUGAUAAAUGUUUAAGAAGUUUUGUAGUGGGUUGAUUGAGGGUGUAUUGAUCAUUAAACAAAUUCUCCUCAUUAGCACAAUAAGAAUUGUAUGAAGAGUGGUUUGUAGAAUCUGAUUGUUAAGGGCUAAGGUUUAAUUUGCUUUUUAAGAGCGCAAGAAGAGCAGAUGUUAAAAGACGAAGAAGCUGAUAAAAUCCAGAGCAUCCGUCGCCAUCAGCACUCCGACGAAGUUCGUCAACAAAUACGGGAAAAAGAGAAAGACAGAAUCCACGCCAGGAAUGCUUUCUUCGAGGAAGGAAUCAAGCUGGAUCAAGAAGCAAAAGCUCGGUAAGUCUUGCGUUGCCUCGUUCCCAUGCGGCGUCUUCCCAGGCUUCCUCGGUCGAAACGCGUGGACCGCGCGGAAUAAUGAGGCCUAGGGGACUAGGCAAAGUCUUCCUAACCCUUUAGUUCCCAAGAAUGACCAACGUCCAUUUUCUCCUUGCAUUAUCAGUAGAUAAUCAAAAAGAAAAGGUUGUGAGAAUUAACAUCAUGAUAAUCAAUGGAAAAAGUCUGAAAUCUUUUAUCAAAUGUAUGACAUUGUAUGAUAUCGUAGCAAAGAAAUCGUCGGGAAGGUGACUUCUUCUCGCGCUUGACUCAUGCUCUAUCUUAGUGUGUGUUGGGCGGGGGAGGGGCCGGGGAAUGAGAGCCUCAUCAGGGAGGCUACGCCCACAAAAGGGUACCUUUUUAGGCAUCAUAUAUAUCAAAGGCAAGGGAUUUCACUUGUUGACAAAUUAUAGUAUAAAGGAUAUAAAAGGUCUGUUAAAAGGACCUAAAACUGCCCAACAGACCCAAUUUAUGGCUUUGAAAAAAUUAACAAAACCUCAUUCAUGGUUUAGUAGUUCAUUCUUACUGGGUAGGAGCUGCUCGUAAGGCGUUUCCUCAUUGGUCGCAGAAAACAAUGACACGUCAUUGUUUAUCAUUAUUUCCCAUUGUUUAGCCGUUAGGGUAUCGAACCAAUGGGCUUUUAGGGUUAGGAGAGCUGCUACAUCUGUCUUAACAUCUGUCUGGGCGUUUACAUGUACGGCAGUUAAAAGAGAUGCAGCGUUCUAACUUAGUGUGUUGAAUGGUAUCAUUUUUCAAUAAAAGAUAUACGAAAGGGGUAUGUACCUCUCCUGUCAAAAAUGGUGUUUAAAAGGGUAAGGGGUUGGACCUCGGGAUGGAACAUCCCGUAUAAAACUUCGUUGAGUAGUCCUCUGGGGGGGAAGGACUACACUAUACUUGGUUCAGUUUAUCAACUUGUUUCAUUGAUCAUCUGACAAGUGUUCAGAAAAACAUUAUAAAACAUAUGAUCAGCAUCGCAGGUUAUAUAAUUUAACAAAUCACAUUCAUUGAUAGGCUUUAAAUUCUCUUUUAGGCGACAAAAAUUAGAUGACAUUAAAAGAAGAAAACUGCAAGAACUGAGAGACGCCGGUGUCCCUGACAAGUACUGUAACGAGGUUGCGCGACGAAUCGAGGCCCCACCUCCAUCACUGUCCCGAAUGUACUGA
Messenger RNA from Porites evermanni, 11761 nucleotides. NCBI's taxonomy places the organism in Eukaryota, Metazoa, Cnidaria, Anthozoa, Scleractinia, Poritidae. The record is from the annotation of a GenBank genome assembly.